CACAUCUUCCCUUAGCACUCAGUUAAUCAAAGAGGAGGAAGAUGGAUUUCAGGCUAAUGGGUAUCGACACACCACUUCUCCACACUCUCCAGCACUUCAUGGACGCCGCCGGUGAAGAUUCCGACAAGUCCAUUAACGCCCCGUCAAGGAACUAUGUACGUGACGCUAAGGCAAUGGCUGCAACACCAGCCGACGUGAAAGAGUACCAAAAUUCCUAUGUGUUCAUCGUGGACAUGCCGGGGUUGAAAUCUGGAGAUAUUAAAGUGCAGGUGGAAGAUGACAAUGUGCUGCUGAUCAGUGGAGAAAGGAAGAGGGAAGAAGAGAAAGAAGGGGCUAAGUAUAUUAGAAUGGAGAGAAGGAUUGGGAAAUUCAUGAGGAAAUUUACGUUGCCGGAGAAUGCGAAUACUGAUGCAAUUUCUGCUGUUUGUCGAGAUGGGGUUUUGACUGUGAUUGUUCAGAAGUUGCCUCCACCUGAGCCUAAGAAACCCAAAACUAUCGAGGUUAAAAUUGCAUGAGAUAUUGGACUAGUUAUUAAUUACUCUGUUUUGUGGACACGGGAAUUGGAAGUGCUCUGUUUUGAUGCUUGAUAGUAUGACUCAGUAAUAAAAAUGGUAUAGAUCUAGGAGUGGUUAUCUCUUCCUCUGUUUUCUUUAUAUUUUCUAGAUGCUUUAUGGAGUAUGAAGGAACAAAAUGUUUGGGUAUGCUAUCUCUUGUAUACUGCAAGUGAAAUGCUUCUACUAAUAUCCAGUAUUGUUUCAUCGAUUGCUAUCAAUAUUUUCAAUAUAUAGCGUGCGUGCAAUUUCUUUUUA
Messenger RNA from Nicotiana tabacum (common tobacco), 809 nucleotides. Its product is annotated as 17.3 kDa class II heat shock protein-like. Lineage: Eukaryota; Viridiplantae; Streptophyta; Magnoliopsida; Solanales; Solanaceae. The record is from RefSeq and is a predicted model, not a curated record.